This is a messenger RNA of Pomacea canaliculata, 6962 nucleotides long. RefSeq lists its product as uncharacterized. Gene Ontology annotation, cellular component: neuron projection membrane. Bases 1370 to 2362 code for a protein of 330 amino acids. The record is from RefSeq and is a predicted model, not a curated record. Gene Ontology annotation, biological process: synapse organization. The transcript has 11 exons. Lineage: Eukaryota; Metazoa; Mollusca; Gastropoda; Architaenioglossa; Ampullariidae.
UCGGGUGCUCAGUCCUCUCUCACUCUCUCCCGCCUUCCAUUUUCACAAACAUUGUUUUCCGACCAUCGCCAGCGUCGUGAGAAAAAAGUUACUUGCGAGUUUGGAGAAGCCCACUGGGGUCGUGGUGCCUCCAGUGCGGGAGGCUGUGGUAGGUAGUCUGUGGUGUACUUACAACACAAACACACACAACCGCCGAAACACCUCCACAGCUGACUCUCGAAAACAAACUUAUCAGCACCGUUAAACCGAUUUCCUGCCAGACUGAACUCUUCUUAAAUAUCUUCAACGGAAGAGGGAAAGUAUUCACACCACAGAGUAUUUUCAGGUAAUAAAAAGGUGUUCUCUUGUCUGUGUGUGAAAAGAUGUGACAGCUGUCUUCUUCUGGUGAGAGACUUUCAAGAAAGAUUUGUGACAAAGUUUUAUAAUUGUUGACGACUUUACAGGUAGGUGUGAUGCAAGCGGUUUCCCAGAUAAACCUGUUGAACCUUCCACUAAAAGGCUUAGUGGUGAUAGUGGUGAUACUUAGUGGUGAUACUUAGUGGUGAUACUUAGUGGUGCUUAGUGUGACUAUGAAGUUCAAUGGUGAGUACUGUGCUUACUUUUGGCUGUGAAAACAGAUGACAACACAUUUAUUGAGACUUCGUCUGACCAAACACAACCCACUACAGCUUGAGUGGUGUGGAUAUUUCUGACCUGAACAGUGACGUGGCAGUCCUGAGUCGUGAUUACAGUCAAACAGCUGUGUAGGCAGAGGUACAGAAAGUGAGAGAAACAUGUCCAGUCUGGAAUUUAAUCGCCGUUUGUUUGUACAAAGCCUUGCUAUGUUGCCUGCAACACACUGUAGCUGGCCAGCGACGGGGGAACUCGGUUCACCCAAGCCAUACAACCAUUAGGAGUGGAACCACAGCUGUGACAGCUGCUCAGUGUGACAGCUCCCGACAGUCGCCGUUACCCAGGAUACUCCUGUGGGUCCCAACGAGAAGAUUUGGAAAGAGCAGCGAGCACGGACUGUGCUACGUCACUAGAGACAGGCUGAGUAGCACCUACAUGACUACAGAGGUCGCUACAACCAGUCUGUCUGAGCAGCUACAGGAGUUCUGGUCACUAGCGACAGCAGCUACAUCAAUGCGUGUUGUCAUUGGUGACAGUCUCAAUGAGCAGCUGCUGGACUGCAUGUCGUCACCAGUGAGUCUCAAUGAGCAGCUGCUGGACUGCGUGUCGUCACCAGCGACAGUGUAGAUGAGCAGCACUCAGCUGGCGACUUCACCAGACGCGUCUGCCUCCAGCAUCAAGAAAAUGAAGGAGAAAGACCGCCGACUGCAUUCGUACCUGGAUUUGAACCCCGUGGCUCUGGAAACCUGGUAACAUCAUGUUCAGUGUUCAUUUCUCCACCUCGACGAGUGUGUGGCGAGCUUGGAUAUACUGCUUCCUGUCCCAUAUCAUAAUGGACCACUUGCUGACAGGCGUGACACCAGCUUCCCUUACCGAUGAUCUUCCACCUCCCAAGUUUCUUGCUGGAGCUGAAAACAUCACGGUGCGAGAAGGGGACACCGCCGUGUUGCCGUGUGCAGUCAGACAUCUGGGAACCAAACAGGUGUCAUGGCGACGGAUCGACGAUGAUGACUUCUUGACCAUCGGGUCCAUGACUUGGGUGGACGACGAGAAGAUCGCUGUGGACCACACGAGGAAGGCGCAGGACGUGACCAUCUGGGACCUGGUCAUUGACAAAGUGGGGCCCGAGCAUGCUGGGAUAUAUGAAUGUCAGGUGUCUUCUAGUCUGGGACACAACAAGCGCGUGAAGCUGAAUGUCAUAGGUCCUCCUAUUGAGGAAGCAGGGUCGGGGCUGGUGGUGCAGGCUACAGAGGGGCUGCCCUUAUUCAAUAACCCUGUCACGCGCUGCGGGCUGACCAGUCCCCACGGCUGCAGGAUAGUGUUAUUCUCCUUAACGGGCAAGCGCUACGUGGACUUAGGAGAGGCGAUCCACUUGGUGUGUAAUGUCACUGGUGGGACCCGCAUCCCUGAAGACAUCGACUGGUUCAAAGACGGUGAUCUGAUCGAUCCCUACAAGCACCAGAGGAUGCAGAUUGUCAAGAACCAGUCCAUUCGCGAUCGCGCCUUCGUCAGCGAGCUGCUCAUCAGUCGCGCCACCUUGCGGGACGCAGGCGAGUACGUGUGUCGCAGCUCGCGCAACAACAUCGUCAACAUGAAGAUCACCGUGCUGAGAGCCAACUCAGACAACAAACGACGAGGUACGGGCAGUGUUCCAGAUGACUACAGCACGUCAGCUGCAACUGUCGCCUGCCUGAUGUGGCUUGUACAGACAGGCCCUUUGCUGGUGGCUUUGUGGAGGAUAUACUCAUGAUGCACUUGAUGGUUUGACCCUCUCAUUAGGAUCUGACUAAGUGGAUUUUAUCCAUUUCGCCGGCUGAAGGAUACAGCAGUCCGACGGUGCCUUACCGACAUCAUUGAAACAAAAACCAUUUUCUGGAAGCAAGGGCGACUCUCAUGGCAAGGCACACAUGAUACAUUUGUCUCUAAAUUUGUGAACUCUGUUCAAAAACAUGUGUGAUAUCUGGAGUAUAAAAAUAGCGGCAUCUGGAUGAUCAAGCAGGUUAUUAAAAAUGAAAACAUUUGCACUUUAUGACAUUUAAUGUGAUGAGCUACAAUAGUGUCAGGUGUGACUUGCACUCUUCCUCAGAAUCAGUUUACCUUUUGUCUACAUUGCCCUUACUCUGGUGGCUACGGAAUGUCUUCGUUUGUCUCCUUUGUGCCUAUCAAUCUUCUUUGAAAUCAAGGAGGAUUAAAAGACAGGUUUUAAUUUGUAUUCGUGAUGUUUCGAGAAUUAAAACUAAAAAAAAAAAACUUCCUGCUGCUCUGUUAUUGAAGACAAAUAUCUCUGGUGCAAGUGAAAAAUGUAAUCUCUUAGAGGAUACAGUGACCCAGUGUGUUUUCCAUUUUAAGAAAAGGAUUUAUGACUUACCUUCAAGACGUCACGUGGUUACUGAAUUCGGGUAGCACGCAGGUGCGGGACAGACAUACUUGUAUAUAUUUGAGUAUAAAAUACUUUGAGAAUUGUUUGGUUUUGUACAAACUGUAAAACCUGUACUAACUCUACGAUAACAUCUAGAAAAAAAUGGCAUUACAGAUAUUCAGUUUACUCCCUCGUCAACAUUGUUUUUUGGAAGUGUGAUACUAGGUCGGCCUCGAGAGAUAACCUCGACAACAAACGCUAUGACAAUUCAUGCGUUUCGCAUUCGUGUGGGAAUUUGAUUGUGAAAUCCCUCUGACAUCCGUAUCAAGACCUUUCUCAGCCUUGAUGAAGUCAGCUGAUUGCAAUUUGGAAUUUAGGAAACAAAAUGUAGCCCCAUGUUCUCCUGACUUCAGCAAUCGAUAUUGACAUUCGAUUGAAACGUCUCAGGCGACGAAGACCGUUUCUUUCUGAAUUAUUCAUUUUCUCCAUUACAAGUCCUGACAACGGAUGUAUUCAUUCAUGACAAUAGUAAUCCCUGUCCUGCCAUAGAUGGAUCUUCAGAGACAUCUUCAGCUUCAAAGCCAUGAUUGGACGCUGCCACGAAGUCCAAAGUAAGAUCAACACUGAAACACAGUGACUGUGUCUAAGAUACUGUCACACGUGGACACACUUCUCCAUGGAUGACCUCCAGCACUUCAUCCACUCACUUCCCUGCCACCCAUGGAGGAACCCAGAAUCUUUGGGCAACUGGCCAGUCUCCAUGUAUUUAUUAUUGUGCUGCAGACAUCACAGGUGGUGAAGGAUGAUGUGCUAAUACUUACGACGACCAGCACAUUAUGAUGAAAUCAAUUAGUAUUUAUUUGUGACACUUGAUAAUCUACUGGAAACAUAUUUUAAAACCUAACGACUGGGGUGGCGUGUGAAAAUCUUUAUUCUCGACUUCAGUGCAAACGUUUGAAUAGAGUUACAAAUUUGAAUAUUUAUUUUUCAUCAAAUCAAUUUUUAAUCUGUGGUAAACUAUUGAAUAACAUCAGUCAUCAUGACCUGAGGGAAUAUUUUACUGUUUACAGCUUUUGAUGUCUGGAAAGUGGUAAACAAGGUGUUCCCAUUGCUGAAACCACACCUCGUCAUGGACUGACCGUUGAACAGCUUGUGACAUGCAAACACUGUGUUCUCAUUGUCAAAGUUGUACACAGACUGCAUUUUUACUUGUAUAUCACGGUGUAUUAGUGUAAAGCACUUAUCCUCCAUGUGUUACUGAUUCAGUGAGCAUUGUUCCAGACAAAGACUGUGUGUUGAUGUUGUCGUGUUGUGAGGUGGCUCAGAUAAUCGUCUUUCUGACUCACUCAGAAUUUGUAGAAAUAUCAGUGAAAACCUGAGAGAGUGUUAGAAGAGUGUGGCAUGCUGGAACAUGUACAAUAUCCUGAUAAUAUUGAUGUGGUUAUUGUGUUUCCUCUGUGUCUCCACAGUAGGAUACGCCUUGUACUUCACACUUUGCUUCCAACUUCAUAUGUAAGACGGUGAUCCUCUCUCUCACACACACACACUAUCUCCAACAUUUCUUAAACCUCUGCUGCUACUCCUAUACCAAAUACCACUUACAAAAGACUUGUCAUGAUCUAUUAUCAUGCAAUUCUCGAGUGCGAUGAUAGGUAGAUAAGCAAUACUAAUUACAGAUACACUUUCUGAGACACAUUACAUGAUUGUAGUCGUGUUAUGGCUUCCGUCACAAGAUGACUAUCCCCACACCCGCCGGCACUGACCAACUUGUCUAUGGGGUCUGUUCCAGCACCUCAGCGGACUGUUCCUUUCUCGGUUUUCAUUAAGAGCUCCAUGUGUCUGCACGUACUGGGGUGGAGAUCGAAGCAGACAAUUUCAUUUGUUUUCAGCCUGCAAUUUGAGCGAGUGACCAGUUGCCGGUCGGCCAUGUUUCUGUCCGGCGCAGACCCUGCCUCCGGCUGAUGCCGCCGUGAGCUGGCAUGUAUAAAUCAGUCUGGCUUCGACCCGUCAGUCAGUAAUGGCAAAUCAACUUUUCUCUUACUUUCUCCAGAAAGUGCUCAACGAAAUGCGUUGUAUAUUGUCUCAGGUUCAUUUCUCACAAAGCACUUACAUGUGCAAGGAAGAGUUUAGUUUGGGUACCUUCACCAGAGGGUCGGGACAGGGAGAGUUUCACUCCCUCCUUGUGUUUACUUUGCGGGAAAAAGUCAGGAGGCAGUGAAGUUCUUAGGAGUUGUGAUGCUUCGCGACAGUUAUCAUUAUCAACAAUUACUAAGAAAGUCAUCGCUGGCAACCUUUAUCUUUUGACUGGUUCUCUGGAAAGUUGUCGUCUGAAAAGAUUUUUAAUUUUGAGUAGGUUUAUAUCCCCUUAAUUCACGAGGUUUACAGAGAGGGUGCGUUUGAAAGGGUUUGAAUGCACAUAGAAUAGUUUUAAUAUUAUUCUGAUGAGAAUACAUUUUGCAAUGUCAAGCAAUCAGAAUAAAUCCACUCAAGUAUAUUUGUAUUAAUUUUAAUCUCUAUAAUUCCUCUCAAUGACCAUGUGUAUAGAAGCCAAAAGUAUAAAUCUAAGAUAAACAUGCUCAUAAAAAAUACAUAACUCUUGAUCACAUGUACAGUUUGUUUACAUAUCUGACAUACAUGGUUCAAUCUAUUUGUUUGUUCAAAUUAAAAAAAUUAUUUCCUUAUCUACAUAUGUUUGUCCUAUGGACAUGAUCAGCUUUUAUUUAUUAUUUAAAUUAGUUACUGGAAAAUAGCUUGAUUAUUAUAAACACUUUGCUGAAGAGUUAAUUUACAGAAAAUAUCUAUAGCAAACAGGUACCUAAAGGUCAAGCUUUUUAAAAGAUGGUUAUGUAUGUUGAAAAGUCUCCAGAAAGUAUAAUUUAAUGAUAAUAGCUUUUUCAUGACAACUGUUUCCUUGAAAAAGUAGAACAGACGGUGAUGCAAGGCAUCACAAUUUUUAAAUAUUGCAUAAGUAAUUUUAAAUUGUUUUUAAAAUGAAAAACCUAAAAGUUAUGUAGUCAUAUUUUAAAAUUUCUUAUUAAUUUCUUAUGUCGUAGACAGAAAUACUCAUGUGAUUGACUGAUUAUAAGUUUUAGUCAGAAAUAUGUUUGUGUCAGUAUAAUGUAGAUGAGAAAGUAUUAUGAUGUUGUCUUAAUUUUUGCUGGUCUUUGCAAAUAUACAGACUGAAAAUUGUGCAGUGUUGAAAACUCUGCAAAGCAACAUCUCUCAAUUUAACAUAAUAAUUGUAGUGAUUUCUGUGCAACCUGUCUUGAAAGAUAACUAAGCUAUGUCGUCUCGGUGACGAGUGAAACCUCUCGUUAUCUAUACUCAUUAUGUAUACUAUACUCUCUUUCUAUUCAACACUUUUGGUAAAGUUCUAUCCUGCAAACUUUGCCCAGCAACAUGUUUUGAUUGAACAUAAUAAUUGUGUAUAUUCGUUUAACGGGUCUGAUUUUACCAGCAGAAUCUCGCUUACUGUUUACAGACAUGACCAGGCUGUUGUAUACUCGGGUCUGAGGACCGAGACACGAAGUGCACGAGAUGCUAGUGUCGAGUAGUGGAAACAUUUGUGUCAGAAUUUUAUUGUUAAAGACCCUAGAAUCGAGUAAACAGUUACAAAAGAACAAGAAAACUGUAUUUGAAAUGAUACUCCUCCAUCAAGUUCAUUGUACACUAUUUAAUACUCAUAUUUAAGAAAUUGACAAAAGAAAUCUGAUUUUGCAGUUCAAACUGCAUCUUGUCAGUCACUGGAUUGUUUCCCAUUCUUCAGGAACUGAAGCUUCACUUUUUCAGUAUGUAAACAUUCAGUCAGUAACGACUUAUUGUAAUGCCUCAUCGAGUGCAACAAUAUAUCUCCAAUGGCCUGUGUGCUAUUGGCUCAAAGUUAUGAAUGUUUUGAACGAGUGAGUGUAUGUAUUUCAUAACGAUAUGAAAUCUACAACGACCUACAGCAACGCCGUCGACUUUUCUGUCCCUGAAUAAAUUUUUGAAGGUG